AUGAGCGACGGUGACCAGAGUGAAGAUGGACAGGUGAUGAGCGGCGUUGAGCUGAGUCCAUCGGACGACGAGGAAACGAACGAUUCGCUCGACAUCAAGCCACCGCAAGCAAGCUACGCCUACUACGGAGGCAGCAAACGGAAAGAGAAAAAACCGAAAGAGCGAAGCAAAUAUUCCAAGGAGCAGCAAAUGCGCCAUCAUAUGCUGGAACGUGAAGCACGGGACCGCGAACGGGGAGGAGGUAACCGCGGGGAGCGGGAACACUACCGUGAGCGAGAUCACCACUCAGGAGGUUCCCGGGAACAGCACCGGUCUUCACAGUCGUCACGGGUUGGGGCUUCCGGACUCGGCAGCAGUGGCCGAGAGCGGAUGCGCGAAAGUAACCGCGAAAAGCAUCACAGCACACGCUACGAACUCAACCCAUUCUAUGGAGAAAUGCGAGAAACGUAUCACAGCAAACGGGACCGGGAACGUGAACGGGAACAUCGCGAACGUGACCGCGAGCGAGACUAUGAAAGGGCGCGAGAGUACCCCGAGAAGCGAGAACGGCGAACGGAAGUGGUGAAUGCGAUGACCUGUGGCGACUCGAAGGCGGAUCCGGAAAAAAUGCUAGAAGAUCUGCGAACGCGCUUGCUGAACAAAAAAAACCGCUACGAUUCCAAGCAGCACCAGCGCGAUGUGCGCGAACGUGAGCGGGAUGUGGUGCCGGAUCCGGAAAUUUACACCGACGAGAUGGAGUAUUAUCGCGAGAAACGCGAACGAAAACGUGAACAUCAACAUCGGCAUCACCGGGAGGAGGAAAUGGGUAAAGAGAUACGCGACCGUGGUCGCAACCGGGAGCAUCGGGAGCAGCGUGAGCGCGAUCGUUACGAAACACGCGGCACCGGAUUGGAUGUGGUUGAGAUCGUUGAAAGUCCGGAUCGUUACGAUACAGGAGCACCACGGACCGCAGAGGAAAGGGAACACGAAGCGCGGCGGGCAAAGCUGCUCGAAGCGGACCGUGAGAUGUUGCGGCGAAAAGAGUUGGCGCGAGAAGAGCUGGAAGCUCGGCGUCUGCGCAAAGAAGAGGAACGCAACGAGAGCGAUCUUGAGACGGAUUCUGGAUCGGAUGACGACGAUGAUGAAAACGAUGAGGAGGACGACGCUGACGCCGGGGCGGAGAUGGUCGAAGAAGGAGAAGAGGAAGACGAACAGGGAGAAGUGGUGAUAUUAAGUGGGGACGAGCAGCGAGAACAGCUGGCCAGAAAGCGAACACACCAACGACGCGAACGACGGCAACAUCACCCUAACCGUGGCGACCUUUCGAGAGGUGUAACCGAAUCGGAAUCAAGCAGCUCCCGGGCAUCAGAAGAUGAAUCCGAGGGCCGUUCUAAUGGGGAAGAAGACGAAGAACCGCCACCGGUUAGUCCACUCUCUGUGGGGGAACUCGCCAAGUCCGAUCGGCGGGACAGCCACAGUGGUUCGUAUCGCUCCCCAUCCCAAUCCCAAACACGCUCCGCAUCGGGCUCGGAAUCGGACUCGAGAAGCCGAUCGCGCAGUCCGCACCACCGGCACGAGGAAAGCCGCAGUGACAGCAGCCGCUCGCGCGAUGAUCUACGGACUCGGCCAAACCGUGACGAUGGUGAUCACGAUAACGAUCGGGGAAAGAAACCGGAUGGCAGCAAAUCACCGAAACCAUCCGCUACGGCGGACGGGGCCACUGCAGGUGACGAGGAACGAGAGGUGGAAGUGAAAAACACCCUACCACCGUAUUUCCCGGGCAUUCAGGGUUGCCGGUCGGUGGAGGAGUUUCUCUGCCUCAAUCGCAUCGAGGAGGGAACGUACGGUGUGGUGUACCGGGCCAAGGAUAAACGCACCGAAGAGAUCGUGGCCUUAAAGCGGCUAAAGAUGGAGAAGGAAAAGGAAGGAUUUCCAAUAACGUCGCUCCGGGAGAUCAACACGCUGCUCAAAGGCCAGCACCCGAACAUCGUGACCGUGCGCGAAAUUGUGGUCGGUAGCAAUAUGGACAAAAUUUUCAUCGUCAUGGACUACGUCGAGCACGAUCUGAAGUCGCUGAUGGAAACGAUGAAGCACAAGAAGCAGGUCUUUCUGCCCGGGGAAGUGAAAUGUCUCACACAGCAGCUUCUCCGAGCCGUGGCCCACCUGCAUGACAACUGGAUCCUGCACCGUGAUCUCAAAACCUCCAAUCUGCUGCUCUCACACAAGGGCAUCUUGAAGGUGGGAGAUUUUGGACUUGCACGCGAAUACGGUUCUCCGCUUAAAGCGUACACCUCCAUCGUGGUGACGCUCUGGUACCGUGCCCCAGAGCUACUGCUUUGCUGUAAGGAAUACUCGACACCGAUCGACAUCUGGUCAGUGGGCUGCAUUUUUGCCGAAUUCCUGUCGAUGGCGGCACUGUUUCCGGGCAAAACGGAAAUCGACCAGCUGAACCGCAUCUUCAAGGAUCUUGGAACACCGAACGAAAAAAUCUGGCCCGGCUACAACCAGCUACCGGCGGUCCAGAAGAUGACGUUCACUGAGUAUCCCGUCUCGAAUCUGCGCAAAAAGUUCUCCCACCUUACCAGCGAGCUGGGCAUCGGGCUGCUGCAGGGUUUGCUUACGUUCGAUCCUAAGCAGCGCCUCACGGCUGAAGUUGCCCUCCAACACACCUACUUCCGCGAACUUCCGCUACCAAUUGAUCCCGCGAUGUUCCCAACGUGGCCGGCGAAGAGUGAGCUCGGAUUGAAGAAAGCACUCGCUUCCAGUCCCAAGCCACCGAGCGGUGGUGGUGAGUUCAAGAAACUGGGAGAUGACCCGGUUCCGGACAAUGCGAUCGGUGGCUUUCAUCUGGGAGGCGCAACGUACGCCGAAUCGAGACAGCUUGCUAUGGGCCCGGGAUUCAGUCUGAAAUUCUGAGGCCACGAGCUGUCAACCGGGUUCGGAUUGAAGUAGUAGUGCUACCCGAACACGGUUGACUGCGGCCUCAACGGCCAUUGGCAGGUUGGUUGAUUGGAAGAAGACAUUGUAACACAUUGGCA
This is a messenger RNA of Anopheles cruzii, 3017 nucleotides long. It is a transcript of the gene Pitslre, whose product is annotated as cyclin-dependent kinase 11B. Gene Ontology annotation, molecular function: ATP binding; cyclin-dependent protein serine/threonine kinase activity. Gene Ontology annotation, biological process: protein phosphorylation; regulation of mitotic cell cycle. Gene Ontology annotation, cellular component: nucleus. The coding region runs from base 1 to 2895 and encodes 964 amino acids. Lineage: Eukaryota; Metazoa; Arthropoda; Insecta; Diptera; Culicidae. The transcript is spliced from 2 exons. The record is from RefSeq and is a predicted model, not a curated record.